UGAAAGUAGUGCGAGCAUCUUGUAAAUAUGGUUUUUCAUGGAUGUCAAGAAACUGAAAGUUUUUAUGGAAUUUUCAGCCAAAAAUGUAGUCUGUAACUGUAAUGUGCGGAUAUGUUGUUCAAUAUUCAACAUAGACUAGGUUCAUUUGAAAACCUUUGUGGAAAUAACUUUAAAUUAUAGAGAAAAUUACUUGAAUAAGUGGCAACCAUGUAAACCGUUUGUGCAAUCUGGGACAGGUUGCACAAUUUGAACCAAAAUAUUUUGAGUCCCAAAUAUCGUUGAAAUUUGAUUUUAAGAACAAAUCUGUUUAUCAUAUAACUGCUUCAAGAUGUCAGAUUCUCAGAGUAUGCGUUUGCCGGAGUUGACGAAGGAGGAUUUUAAGAACAUGGCUAAACAGAGGGAGAAGGCAAAGAGAGAUCAAAAUGCGAAACAAGCCAAAAUCAGCGCAACAUAUGGUGAGCCAGCCAUGCCUGCAAGUGUUAGCUUUCCUGCACCAGUAAAGGUGGCAGGAGAGGAUACAAGUAUAGGUCGGAUUAUGGGUGUACGAUUUGAGGACUUCAACAACAUCAUGAAACAGUGUAGGUAUACGGAUGUUGUGGGCGUGGAAAGACAACCGGCCACACCUCUUCCAGGAAAAAGUGUAGAUAAGAAAUUUUUUAAUUCCAGUUCGGCCAGUAGAAAUUUGAACUACCAUUCAAAUACGAGUAGUUCCUCUUCAAGACCAAAUAAAUCCACUGCUCAUAGUCAAAAUAGUGUUAGUAAUAGUAGUAGAAAUGAUGGGAAAUAUAAUAAACCAUUUCAUGGUGAUGAGAGAUCUAACAGUGUUCCAAGUAGUCAUGGUUCAAAAAUAGAAACCAGUUCUAAUAAAACUACAAGUAGCGAAAGAGCUAGUCUACACAACACCUUGCAAAAACCGGAUCAAAAACCAGAAUCUUCCAAUUCACAUGACCAUUUUAAAUCGGAACGAGGUCAAAGUCAGGACCAUUCUUCGGCUAGGAAAGAGUCGAUGCCGCAAUCAGUAAAACAUCAACCAAUCAGAACUAGAGAACCAGUGCUUCAAUCUAUGAACAAAGAGCUGAUUGGUCAAUCAAAACCAGAAAUUAACCAAUCUGGUGCGAGUAACCAAAUUUUAAGUGCAAGUAACAGAACAGCUGAGAUUAGAGACGGAAGGCAACCAAAUGAUGCUAGAACGGUCUUAAAAGAGAAGGAAGAGAAUAGAAAUGCUGAUGUUGGUAAUGGCGCUAAGUUGAAAAACAGACCAAAACUACAUAUCCCUGAAAAUGUUGAAGAAAUGCUUAAGGAGUUCCAAGUGCCACAACCUUUGACUGGCAUACAGACACCGUUCAAGGAAUCCCAGUUUCCAUUCUCAGACAAAAUACAAGACAGGAAAGACUUGAAUAUCAAUGGGAAGAGUAGCAAAGAUCUGAGGAAAAGUUUGUCAGAAAUGAGUGUGACUCCUAAUGAGGCGGUUAAAACAAACGUACCAGAGGAAAUUCAGGGGCUAGAUUCCUCCAGUAGUAGCAGUGAUAGCAGUAGUAGUGAAGGUGAAGAUGAUGACGAUGAUGAUGACAGUAGUGUAGCUAAUGAUCAUCAUGAUGAGGGCUUUGAUAUAGAUGGAAUAAUGGAGACCGGGGAACACCCAGCAAAUAGCAGUGAGGCAGCAAAACCUACAGUCACUAGCAGCCAGAGUUCCAGUGAGAAAAGAAGACCGAAUAUAGCAGAAAAGGUGCCACCCCUCAGCACGGAGACCGCCGUGCAGAAGACUACGGAAGAGACCGAAAGUCACGGAAUGGGUCAGUCAUGUUCCAGUAGUGAGAGCUCGAGUAGUGGCUCGGAGAGCGACAGUGAUAACAGCUCGGACAGUGAGUCGGAUAAAGAUGUCUCUGAUGACGAGAAUCAUCAUGCCACGCCACAGGGAACUCCCAAUAAUCCAGAUAAUAUGGAAACCUCGCCUUCAUCUGGGUCCAAAAAAUGGAACCUUGGGGCAUUUCUGCAGCAACCCCAGUCUAUUAAUAUGGGAUCGAAGCCCCCAUCCUGUGACGCACCAGCCUCGAAUAAAUCUGAUCAUUUUGAAGAGGACACAGAGAUGAAAAGAGGGGCUGACCACGUAUCGGACGAGAAUCCGCCAUCGGUCGAUCAGGAUCUGUUAUCAAAGCCAAUGUCAGCCGACGAGUUCUCGCCACCUGCUCCGAUAGAAUCUAAACACAUCCUGUCUCCUAUCAAAUCUCCACUUGCCCCGCCCAUAAAGUCUCCAUUACCAGCGAUUAUAUCGCCAAUGCAGUAUACCCCUAAAGCAGCUGAGAAAGGUUUUCCAUCAUCAUUGAGUGCUAACGAGGUGCCCAGUCGCAGUAAAACUGCUGAUCGGGGAAAACAUAAAGACAAUAGUUUGCCUUCUAAAUCGGUCACCGAUGGUCCUGAAACAAAAGGAAGACGGUCUCGGAAAAAGAAGCAAAAUAUAGUGUCGGUCCCUAUUAUAGACACUUCUGAUUCCGAUUCCGAUAUAGACGUUGAGAAAAUGUCUUCUGAUAGUGCUUUAAGUUCACCACAAAAACCUCUUCCACUGAACUCGCAAUUAAGUCAAAAAUAUACGCCAUUAGAUAAGUGUUCAGCAAAUCUUGGUACAGUUAAACGGAAAGAGACUAAAAGAGAUAAAUUACUCAAAGAAAAAGAUUCAGUGAAGUUAAAAAGAGAAAUUGCAAUGGCAAAUGUACCUAGUAAAGACUGUGAUAAUAAGAAAGCAGCUUCGCGGAUGUAUGCACGUAGUUUUACGGAUUCCAUAGACGAUAUGCUAGACACAUUUUCUGGCGAGAAGCCAUUGUCACCUAUUCGGAGUGUUACUAAUAUAAAUAAGAUUAACCCUACGGAACAGGACUUAAUACGGGCCGGUCUCAACGUGUCUACAAAAACCCCAAAUUCCCUUACUGGAAAUAUAUCCUGUGCAAGAGAAAAACCGCCAGUGUUAGUAAAAAUAGAUCUAAAUUUGUUAGACAAAGUCCUAUGUGUAGAUAGGCAUAGCCCAUAUUUCCUGAAGCCUAAGGAGCAUUUAAGUGGUAAGCACCGUAAAAAUCUGACAAGUGCCAAAUACUCUUCAAGUGAUAUCAGAUCCAAGAAAGUGCACAAUGACACUGUUAAGGAUAAACUAUCUAAGUCGACUGCCUCAAAAAUAAGUGCAAAUAGUGUACCUGAUAUUGAUUUAAGUGAUAAAAAGUAUGUGCCAGAAAAAGAAAGGAUAUCAAAUGUGAAUUUGACUAGUAAAAAGGAUAUACCUAAAAGCCAUGUUCCGAGUUUUGAGUCUCUACCGGUCCGAGAACCGGUAAAAAGUGAAUCUUUAUCUGAUGAUUUAAGUGAUUCGGAUAGUGACGGAAGUGCUAGUGAGAUAGAAGACUCUAAGCACGUGGAGUCCGUGCACGAUUCAUUAUCUACAUCAAAUCAUUCGUCUUUCAGUCAAUCUCCGCACGAGAAAAAGAAACGCAAACUAAAUACCACAAGAGAUGAUGACACGAAGAGACGGAAAACCUUGUCUAAGUCACCUGCAAAUUUGCCAGCAUCCGAGAUAGUAAAAGAAUCGCAACCAGUAGAAAUCAGCGUGCCGAUAAAACGUGAGCGACUCGGCAGUGCAUCUAGUCAGCACAGUACACACAGCAAUGUUAGUCAACGUAGUUCUCAUAGCCAGAAGGGUUCACAAGGUCAUCGCAGUCAGAAACGGGCUCGGACUCACGACGAUAUUGGUCCGGGUCACGGUGGUCUGCGGCCAUCAUCGGGUGCUAUAAACAGGCCUCAUGACAGGUCCAAAUCAACAGCUGUCGUGACCCCAGUUGUUAAGUAUGAAACAUUAGAUACGCCCUCUCACUCUCAGAAUGGUUUUGUUGUACAUAAUCCACCAUUUUACAGAAGUAUGUUGUCUGAUAAAGAAGAAGAAGAAAGAUUACUACCUGCAGAAGAUUAUAACAGGAAGGCAAAAAAGUACAAAUACCAGGCUGAUGAUAUGGAUCCUGGUCUAACAAAGUUUGUGCUGUACCUCGAGUCGGUUCUUUGUUUCAUCCAGUAUGGCUACGUUCAGGAGAGAGAUCACAAAAUUACCGAGGCAUCUAACAUGUACAAAGAAACGUAUAGAUUUGUCUCGCAUCAAUUUCAUCAGUUUAGAAUGUACCAUGACUUGGAGACAUCCGACAAAACCCACAAACUCACAGUAUUAUGUUUACGUAUUCAGUCACUGGUCUAUUUGAAGUUAUAUAUGCUGAAGAAGAAUGAAACAGUGAAGUUGAAACGUAUAUUAGAGGAUCAUAAUAAUAAGAGUGUAAAGUCUAGUUCUCAACCGAAAGCACCGUCCGCCCCAUCUCCUCACCAGUCUAGCUGGAAUCGGUCAACCGGAACCCCGUCACCUAUGUCACCAACACCAUCUCCUGCCAAUAGUGUCUGCUCAGUUGGAUCAGUGGGCAGUGACGCAACCCCUUCUAAGAUAUCUAACGGUAGCAGUGGUCAGGGUCAGAUAGCUCCGCCAGGCUCGGUUAUUGUUCCCCAGCGGAUACAUUCCAUCACACAGAAGUAUUUCUCCAACACGUGCUAUCUUAUACAGGCACAUGAACUGUGGGAUCAGGCCACGUCUAAUAUAAUAAGUGAUAACAGAGAAUUCUUUGCUCAACUUGAUCUGGAUUGUGGACCAUUGACGUUACAUAGCAGUCUACUGCAUCUUGUUCGCUACGUUAAACAAGCCAUAAGUCAGUUGAACUUGUAGUAGUCGCUAAAUUUAUUCCAGUCCACACACAAUUGUCAAGACAGCAUUCUCUACUUGGUGUAUUUAAUAACGCGUAUUUAAUCACAUACGACAAAAGCAAAAAGGAUCAUGACCAUGGGACGGCAAGUUAUGUGAAUUAUGUAUCUGAAUCAAGUUGUUCGAUGAAGAAAUCUGUUGUGAAAGUUUCUGGCCCCAUUGACAUACAAUCUUGGAGGACCCAUUCACUGUGAAUAUUGGUCGUAGACCUUGGUGUUGAAAUUUUUUGAAGCAGUCUACUGUGCUGUAAUUCAGUUAAGUCAGUGAUGAACCAGUCUUGAAGAAUUUUGUAUAAACCAUCAGAUAGGCAGCGAUGAGCAAGUCUUGAACAUUUUGUCUACACAAUCGGGUAAUUAGGACUUAAAAAGAUUUAGGACCUGAAGAUUUAGGACUUGAAAAUCAGUCUUUCAUAAAGUGUUCAGAGUUACAAAAUGGAACUAUGUUAGCUUCUUUAUUUUUCUUUUCUUCCUUUCCUUGUUUUUUUCUUUUGAAAAAUUGUAAACCAGUCAAGCUGAUUAUUUACCAUAUUUACCACAAACAUGUUUGGUUUUCAGCUGAAUUAAUAGUGCUAGCUCGCUGCAACUUUUUAUAUAUUCUUUUUACCUUUUCAAUGAACAUUGUAUUAAAUCAUAUGAGCUUUUCUCUGACUAAGAUAUUAAUUACUUUAUGGUCAUUUAAAUGAUGAAUUCUGAAAUUUAUAACAUUUGUUGAUAAAACGCAUAAUAAUUAAAGCCAAGGAAUAUUGAGUGUAUAAGAAAAAAAUCUUUUUAUCCUUUUGUAAGAGAAUUUUGUAAUUUCUGAAAUUAACUUUAAGAAUGAAUAUAUUUACGGAGUUUUUUAAAAUAUUUUUUCAUUUAUUUUGAUAUGGAUCUAAAAAGUUUCAAUUGAGUCACUUGUUAGAUAAAUGCUGCACUAUUAUAUUGUUUAAAGAAAAUGAUACAUUAUUAUUGGCUAAUUUUUGAAAGCUGUUUUUGAUCUGACCAAUGAAAUGCUCGAAUUUUAGGCUGGUUGCAGAUUUACUGUUUUAAAAAUUUCAAUUAAAGCUUUACUUUGCUGAAUUCUUCAAUGGAACUUUCCAUUAUUAAUUCUAGAAAUAUCAAGAUGAAAAUUAAAAGUUGGUCGGUCAAUAGUAUAGAGACUGGUCAGUUUGCAUAGAUGUGCAGGCGGGCCUGGCUUUAUUAUUGGUGGCAAGGGCUGAUCAUUUUUCAGUUCCAACAGGGUAAAAGAUUAAACUUUCAUAGAUAAAAAUACAAUAUUUUCAUCAUAAUAUAUAUAUAUAUAUAUAUAUUUAUUUAAUAUAUUUGCAUGUAAUGUGCUCGCCAAAAGUCGGAGAAAGUCAAAAUCUCGUUUUAGAAAUUCAUGAUUUUUAAUGCAGUUUUGCACGUUUUCAAAUUGAUAGGCUUGAGAGGGAUAGAGGAUUAUAAUUCAGUUAUAAGCGUAGGCUGUGAUCAGAACGUGCAGAUAUUUUGAUGGGCCUUAGAUAUAGACCAUUUUAGUACUGGUACGGGUUUGAAAUAUUGGAAUUAAAUUUUUUGCAUCCGUUAUUAACAAUGUACAUGUAUGCGUGUAAUAUAAGAUAAAUACAGAGCUUGCCAGUGAUAUGUUUUUCAAAAUAUUAAAAAUCAAAAUAUACAAAGUAUGAUAACAAUCGUUUUUAAAUUCAGGUUGAAGACAAAUAAAAUCAGGGUGUUUGGCUUUUAAAUCUGGGUGGAUUUAUUUUUUUUGGUGUGUACAUUUAAAAAAAAUAGAUAAAGUUUAUAUAAAUGAAU
This is a messenger RNA of Ruditapes philippinarum (Manila clam), 6540 nucleotides long. RefSeq names its product AF4/FMR2 family member 4-like. The transcript is spliced from 20 exons. Bases 329 to 4735 code for a protein of 1468 amino acids. The record is from RefSeq and is a predicted model, not a curated record. Gene Ontology annotation, biological process: regulation of gene expression. Lineage: Eukaryota; Metazoa; Mollusca; Bivalvia; Venerida; Veneridae. Gene Ontology annotation, cellular component: nucleus; super elongation complex.